Solanum tuberosum (potato) is the source of this 1254-nucleotide messenger RNA. Its product is annotated as F-box/kelch-repeat protein At3g23880-like. Lineage: Eukaryota; Viridiplantae; Streptophyta; Magnoliopsida; Solanales; Solanaceae. Gene Ontology annotation, molecular function: protein binding. The transcript is spliced from 3 exons. The coding region runs from base 1 to 1254 and encodes 417 amino acids. The record is from RefSeq and is a predicted model, not a curated record.
AUGAAUAGAGAAGAUGUUGGUAAGUUUAAUAGUCAACAGAAAAGGAAGAAAUUACGACCUUCACUUCAAAUUUGCAAAGGGAAGAGCGUAUUGGAGUCGUCAAACAAUACAGAGCAGAUGGAUGUUGAUCAGGCAUUGACAGUUCACUUCGAAGAAGGAAUAAUUAUGAACAUCCUUAGCAGGUUAUCUGUGCGAUCUCUUCAUCAAUACAAAUGUGUUUCAAAAUUAUGGAAUAUAUUGAUCUCCGAUCCCUACUUUAAGAUGAAGCAUUUCAAGCGUGCCAACAACGACCAAAAUUCCCAAAAAUCUCUUAUUACUCACAUGUGCAUGAAUGAAAAUAGAUUUUCCAGCUACUGUUGUCCUUUAUCGUCGGUUCAAAUGGGUGAGGAUGCACAAAAAAUUGAUCGCCCUUUAAGCUCAAAACCAUUUUUUAGAGCCUUGUGUGGUUGUGAUGGCUUUGUUCUUGUCCUAGUUUCUGGUAUUAUGGUUGAUAAACACCCAAUACAUUUGCUAUGGAACCCCUCCAUAAGAGAAUCAAUAGUACUUCCCGCUCCACACUCUGAGAUAUGUGACUAUACUUGUUAUGGAUUUGGUUAUGAUUCAACUAGCGGUGACUAUAAGAUCCUUAGAAUUUGUGAUCAAGGAUAUAAUGAAAUUCUUGCAUUGAAAGGUGGUUCCUGGAGAAAAAUUGAUAAACAUCCUCGUGGUGUUUCCAAUGUGGUGACUCGUACUAGUUGUUUGGCAUUUCUACACGAGACAUUUCAUUGGAUCGGUAGCAUAAUAGACCCUAGAUCACAUUGGAUUGGUGGCUCGAGAAUAUAUUCUCUCGUUUUAUUUAGUAUUUCAAAAGAAGUGUAUGGAGAGAUACCAUUGCCAGAGCAAAUAUUAUCUUUUGUAGGCAUCUUCUAUCUUGGUGUUUUAGUAUUGGAUGGAAUGCUAUCUGUUUAUUCUAUUACUUUUUCUCCGGAUCUGAAUUUGGAAACUUUAAAGUUAUGGGUAUUGAAAGACUAUGGUGUCAAGGAAUCUUGGACUGCUUUGUUUACUAUAGAAGAUCCCUCUGUUUAUAGAGUCAUUCCGAAAUAUAGGUUUGCGGAUGGUGAAUUGCUAUUCAGUUGCUUUCAUAUUCCAAGUAGCGGAACUCAAUUUCGUACAUCCAGUAGACCAUUAGUGUCAUGGCUGCAACCUGGCAUUCAGGACAUGGUAGUUUUUACAGAAAGCUUGAUCUCUCCGAAAUCAGUAGUUUCUUAUGUAUGA